Malassezia pachydermatis is the source of this 1152-nucleotide messenger RNA. RefSeq names its product mitochondrial carrier. Lineage: Eukaryota; Fungi; Basidiomycota; Malasseziomycetes; Malasseziales; Malasseziaceae. Gene Ontology annotation, biological process: pyrimidine nucleotide import into mitochondrion. Gene Ontology annotation, cellular component: mitochondrion. Gene Ontology annotation, molecular function: pyrimidine nucleotide transmembrane transporter activity. Bases 1 to 1152 code for a protein of 383 amino acids. The transcript has 2 exons. The record is from RefSeq and is a predicted model, not a curated record.
AUGAGCUUGCGCGAACCAAGCUCCCGCACUGGAUCGAGUCCUAUGGCUCGGUCUACAGGGGAAAAGCGGACGCCACCAUGGCUGCAUUUUGCUGCUGGAGGGGCUGGCGGUAUGUGUGGCGCCAUCAUCACGUCGCCUUUGGACGUCGUCAAGACACGACUGCAAUCCGACCUGUACCGUGGACGUGCUACUCUAGCCGCUGAACGACCAGGGUUCAUGGGCGUCCUUGUUCGUGCCGCCCUGCAGUUUGUGGAUACCAGCCGUUUGUUGGUCGACAUUGCCCGUCGCGAAGGCACAUCUGCUCUUUUUAAAGGGUUGGGCCCUACCUUGGUGGGCGUAAUUCCCGCACGCUCUAUCAAUUUCUACACAUAUGGCAAUGGAAAACGUAUCAUCGCCGAGCACUGGCAUGGCGGUGCUGAGUCGUCCAUGGUGCAUCUCAGCGCUGCAGCGAUCGCUGGUAUCAUUACGUCUACGGCCACCAACCCCAUUUGGGUCGUUAAAACCCGUCUACAACUCGAAUCACAGCUACGGGAGGCGCAGAAUCAGGCUGCAAGGCAAGCAGCUGUUGGCCAAGUGCGCACAUCCUCCCCCACCCAACAUGCCACGCCAUCAGCUGCAGGUCGCACACCCGAUGUGCCUCAGCGAUGUCUCUCCACGGCGACUCUACCUCGUGCCCGGUUCUUCCAGGCGCAGCCGCCGCCACAGCACCCCAGUACCAAUGCGCUACGCAUGACCCUGGAUAUCUUCCGCAACGAAGGCAUUCGUGGAUUUUACAAAGGUCUAAGUGCAAGUUACUUGGGUGUCUCGGAAAGUACCAUCCAGUGGGUACUUUACGAGCGUUUGAAGCACUGGCAACGACGCGAUGAACAGCUUACUUGGUUCCAAACGGUAAGCUCGGCCGGCACAGCCAAGAUGGUAGCGACCAUCAUUACAUACCCCCACGAAGUGAUUCGUACGCGUUUGCGGCAGCAACCUGAGAAUGGUAUACGCAAGUACACAAACUUGGUGCAAACCUUCCGCUUGGUAUUGCGGGAAGAAGGCGCUGCGUCGUUCUAUGGCGGUCUGAGCGCGCAUCUUAUGCGUGUCAUUCCAAACGCCGUGGUCACCUUUUCCAUCUAUGAAUUCGUGUUAAUGCUUGGAUCUAGUAUGUAG